AUGCCACGUCCACCUCUUGCAGGUGGCUCACAUUCCCGAGGCCUGAAUGAGGAGGAAGAGGAAAUCCAACCCUGUUACUGUCACCACCAUAUACCACCACCUCCGGAUCACGUCAAGAAUCUCAUCAGCUCUGGAGACAAUCAACUGAAAGAUUCAGAUGAUCCAGCCACAUUUUCCUUGAAAGGAAUGGCUAAAAAUAAGAGCCGCUGUGCAGGAAGGCAACACGAUACAAAAAACAGAAGUUACAAGAAAAAAAUGGCCAGGCAGACAUUCGGACUUGAAGAAGAAUCUUUGUCUCCAGAACAACUGGGCUUGAACUUGGAGUUCCAAGAGCCAUUGUACAAGGAGGCAGCAGUUGCUGAAAAUCUAUGGGAUGAUGACGACGACUGGAGAGAAAGAUACCCACCAUCUGCCUUUGAAAAAGUACAUCUGUCCAGGAUGUCCAACAUGACCCCAUGCAACCCUUACAGUUACAACUCACCUGGUCUUUCAGGAGUUGAGGCUUUUUCUUCAUGGCCCUUCAAUGAUAACGACACAUGUGACAGCUGUCCCACUCAUGCCAAGACAGUUGAAAAUUAUGGUCCCCACGAACAGCCUGUAGAAAAUGUGGAGUAUACCUCCUCACACCUGAGUUAUCAUGAGCUUAAGGAAGAAAACUGUAUGCUGAGGAGAAAAAUCAAGCGAAUCCAGAACUUCUCAGAAAGUCAGACACAGAUGGUGAGAAACCUUGAGAGGAAACUGCAAGCCACAGUCAAUAAAGAGGAAAAAGAAGCUCAGGAUUUGGAAGCUUUGGUGCAGCAGGCAGAACACAGUCUCCAGUCCAUGACUCAAAGAGCUCUGAAGGCAGAGAGUGAUCUUGAAAAGAUAAAACAGGAGAUGUACUUCCUCCAGGCUGAGCUAUCGUGCUAUAAGAUGGAAAACGAAAGUUUACGAUCUGGCCAAUCCACCAACAUGGGAGCAGUAAAACACCACAUAGACGUUGCUUUGCAAAACCUCCUCAGGGUCACCAGCCACGCACACGCUACUAUCCAUCAGCUGGCCUUCGGAGCUGAAACACUGACAUUUGUGGCUGACCUCCUUAAAUCUGUAGGCAGAAUGUCUGAAAUUGAAACAGAAAAUGGAGUGGAGAAACAAACGUAG
Molecule: messenger RNA, 1140 nt
Organism: Eublepharis macularius
Lineage: Eukaryota; Metazoa; Chordata; Lepidosauria; Squamata; Eublepharidae
Product: endosome-associated-trafficking regulator 1-like
Exons: 1
Coding region: 1-1140 (379 amino acids)
Biological process (GO): regulation of cytokinesis; positive regulation of cilium assembly; positive regulation of protein localization to cilium
Cellular component (GO): early endosome; midbody; recycling endosome
Source: RefSeq, a predicted model, not a curated record